Molecule: messenger RNA, 1518 nt
Organism: Mixia osmundae IAM 14324
Lineage: Eukaryota; Fungi; Basidiomycota; Mixiomycetes; Mixiales; Mixiaceae
Exons: 6
Coding region: 1-1518 (505 amino acids)
Biological process (GO): proteolysis
Molecular function (GO): aspartic-type endopeptidase activity
Source: RefSeq, a predicted model, not a curated record
AUGGGAGCGUUGCCUGCCGUUCGCGUCGCUCACGUCAAACAGUCGUUUCUCACCGCGACCGGCCAGGAAGAGGUCGAUGCUUUCGGUCGUUGCCGCCCCGUACGAGGCACAGACGUCAGCAACUGGCAAGCAGCGCAGAUCGUCCUGAGUCAGCCACUUUCCAUUAUCGCUCAAGAACCCUCGUAUCCCGAUCGAGCAUUACAACACAGCGGAGAUAGAGUCCACUUCCGCCUCUUUGACCUGCGAUGGCUCGAAUCUGCAUGGCUACGAAGUACCAUCCCAUUGCGCGGCCGCCUUUCCAAUCUACUUCAAGCAGUCCUGCGCCUAUGCAUGCGACGAUCUUCUCCUCGCACCGCAUCCGCAAGUCAACCACUUUGCAAAGAUAAGAUGCUCGACAGUAUGGUGCUCUUCUCGCUUGCUACUGUAGCAUCGGCAGUGAUAACGCUACCAGUCCAUCGUCUGCCCGUGCAGAAGGACGCCUUAGCCCGUCGUCACCAUCGCAACCUGCCAAUCUCGGAAAUCGGUCACACGGCCUUCUACACCAACAUCACCGUCGGCGGCAUUUUAUAUCCAAACGUCAUCAUCGACACUGGCUCUUCCAUCAGCUGGGUCCAAAACUUCGUUCUCAGCCACUCCGGAAUCAAUACGACAGAACACUUUAAAGAGAAAUUCGGUGAUGGCUCGAGUGUUGAUGCCUUUAUGGUUCGCGACACCGUUGGUCUUGGCAAGCUUAGACUCAAUACCACAAUCGGAAGCGUUCUCACUGGUUCCCGGCCAGACUCUGCUCAAGCCAAUGGCAUCAUCGGGUUUGGCCCAGAGUUCCUCGCUCGACAGUACUUCGACAAGCCUACCAGAUAUCGCGUCUUGAUGGAGGAGCUCGUUGCCGCCGGUGCUAUCGAAAGAAACGUGCUCUGUCUGACCUUCAAGCCAGUCGACACGACCGCAAGCCACGCAGUCGACUCACAAGCCAUGACCCUUGGUGGGAUCAACGCAAGCUUGCUCCAAUCGCCUCCCGUCUAUACGCCCCGUCUGCCAGCUAUCCUCAAUCCUCAAGGCAAACCGCGCCUCUACUGGAGCGCUUUAGUAGAGUUUCCCUCGAUCGGAUUGCUCAAAACGGAUUCCAAAGCUGCGUACACGUUAUUCGAUUCCGGUACAACCUUUUCUGCUAUCCCCAAACCGUACUUUGACAAGUGGUUCUCUCAGAUCCCUGGGGCGUUUAUGGAUGCACAGGUCGAGGCUGUCGGAUUCCCAAGAAGUUCAAUCGAGCAUAUCCCUUCGCUUGACUUCCGUAUCGAAGGCGUUACGUUUGCAAUGCCCGGCGCAAGUCUUCUUCUCCCCGACGAUUAUGCAGCCAGCCUAGGUUUCGAUAUCAAGAAGAAUGCCUACAGCUUCGUGACCAAAGGUGACGAGGGUAAAGGUGGCAUUUUCGGCGUUUAUCAUCACGAACGUUUCGCGGUCGUGCUCGAUGCAGACAACGAAACGAUUGGCGUUGCAAAGACCAGCUUCUCGCCGGCGUAG